UAGGAUCAUUCGUGAAACACAUUUGAAAACAACUUGUUCUGUCGCGCUCCAUCUUCGAUGUCGUACACUGAUUUUUUGUGUUAUUUUUCGUUGCUUUGGCAAUUCGCUUUUCCUAACGUGCAUCUUUGUCAGCAAUCCAAUUCAACAACCAUGAAAAUCGUUCCAUUUUUACAUCAAACUUGUCGUAAUUCAAUAUAUCCACAAAGUAACGUACGCCGAUUCCCAGUGCCAGACCAUUUGAUUGCUUGGAUUGAAAAAUAUGACGAAUACAAGCCAGAAUUCUAUGAAUCACCGGGACUUAUCGGCAAACCAUGGGCCGAUCCAUCAAUCAAUGAUGUCGACUUUCAUCCAAAAUGGAACGCAAUCGAUGGUAAAAUUGAUCGCACUACAUUCCAUGGCAAAUAUGAAAUUCGGGACAAUUAUCCAUUGAAUGUGGCCGGUCGCACUGGAAUUACGGGCAGAGGAUUGUUGGGCCGUUGGGGUGUCAAUCAUGCAGCCGAUCCAAUUGUUACCAGAUGGAAACGAAAUGUCGACGGGACAAUCGUAGAGAAUGUAUCAUCGGGAAAAAAUAUACUACAAAUGGUGGCCAUUCAACGACGCGAUAAUCACCAGUGGGCAAUACCGGGUGGAAUGGUUGAUGCUGGCGAAAAGGCAACCGCUACCUUAAAACGUGAAUUCAUUGAAGAGGCCAUGAACAGCAACAAGACUCAUGAAAUUGAACAAUUUUUCGAUGAGAAAGGAAUCGAGGUUUAUUCUGGUUAUGUUGAUGAUCCUCGAAACACCGAUAAUGCCUGGAUGGAAACGACAGCGUACAAUUUCCACGACGAUUCCGGCGACACAUUAAAUCACAUCAAAUUUGAAGCGGGCGAUGAUGCUGGCAGCGUCAAAUGGCUGGAUGUAGAUGAGCGUAAUAAAUUGUAUGCCAGCCAUCAAGACAUUGUAAAAAGAGUGGCCACACGUUUAAAUGCCCAUUGGUAGAUUAUAAAUCAUAUUCCAUAAGGGACUAAAAAAACCAAACAAACAAUUGUGAUUGAAAUAAUUAUUUUUAUUUUAUUAUUAUUUGUUUCAAUAUGAAGUUACAGAACAUUAUUUGAUUUCUAAAUCUAUAUUUCAUUGUCAAAUAAACCAUCAAAUACUAUCUCAAA
Sitodiplosis mosellana (orange wheat blossom midge) is the source of this 1145-nucleotide messenger RNA. Its product is annotated as ADP-ribose pyrophosphatase, mitochondrial. NCBI's taxonomy places the organism in Eukaryota, Metazoa, Arthropoda, Insecta, Diptera, Cecidomyiidae. The record is from RefSeq and is a predicted model, not a curated record. Bases 58 to 978 code for a protein of 306 amino acids. Gene Ontology annotation, molecular function: ADP-ribose diphosphatase activity. The transcript is spliced from 6 exons.